Molecule: messenger RNA, 931 nt
Organism: Python bivittatus (Burmese python)
Lineage: Eukaryota; Metazoa; Chordata; Lepidosauria; Squamata; Pythonidae
Gene: GUK1
Product: guanylate kinase 1
Biological process (GO): purine nucleotide metabolic process
Cellular component (GO): cytosol
Molecular function (GO): GMP kinase activity
Source: RefSeq, a predicted model, not a curated record
GGAUUGGGGGCGGAGUUUGCCUGGGGCGGCCGGGCCCGGUUAUGGCCCGCCCUGUCUCUCUGAGUCAUCCUUCCAGGACGUGGCCGCCGUUUUGCUCCUCAUGCAGUGGCGGCACUUCUUGUGCGCUGCAGUGUCAGUUAUGAAAGGACCGAGGCCAGUGGUGCUGAGUGGCCCUUCAGGCGCCGGGAAAAGCACUUUACUCAAGAAGCUCCUCAAGGAUUAUGGCAAUGUCUUCGGCUUCAGCGUCUCCCAUACAACAAGACAACCAAGGCCUGGAGAAGUAAAUGGAAAAGAUUACCAUUUUGUGACCAGAGAAGAGAUGCAGAAGGAAGUCGAUGCUGGGGGGUUUGUGGAGCACGCAGAGUUUUCUGGCAACAUGUAUGGAACAAGCAAAGCCGCCAUCCAGGCUGUCCAAGCACAGAACCAGAUCUGCAUCCUCGACAUUGACAUGCAGGGGGUGAAGAACAUCAAGAAGACUGACCUGAAUCCUAUCUACAUCUCGGUUCAAGUCCCAUCCAUAGAAAUCUUGGAGAAGCGGUUACGGGAGAGGGAGACCGAGACGGAGGAAAGCUUACAGAAGCGGCUGCAAGCGGCGUGCGUUGACAUUGAACUCAGUAAGGAGGUGGGCCUUUUUGACUUGAUCAUCAUCAACGAUGACUUGGAGGAAGCUUAUACGAAAUUGAAGGACAUUCUUGCAGAGGAGAUCCAGAAAGUGCAGGGGUCCAAGAAAACAUGAAUUUCCUGGGCGUGGAGGCUCAAGCUUUGCAGGCAUUCCUCAGUGUGUUUUACCACUUAUUGUUCUGUGUUUGAGAGAAACGCAAUCAACCCCCCCCCCACACACACAUGUAUAAAUACACACACAUUCCUUUUUAGCUUGAUUCUCCAGUGAAAUCCUUCUAGGAUGCUUUCUAUUAAAGGAAAAAAGAUCAGA